Messenger RNA from Hydra vulgaris (swiftwater hydra), 3642 nucleotides. NCBI's taxonomy places the organism in Eukaryota, Metazoa, Cnidaria, Hydrozoa, Anthoathecata, Hydridae. The record is from RefSeq and is a predicted model, not a curated record.
AUUCGCUUUUAUAUUUUUAUUAACUUUAAUUCACGAAUACUAUAUGGUUGAAGUAAAAAAUAAAAUUUACAAAUUGAAUUAAAAUGAGUGGUAUAAAAACAAGAAAAAAGACAAGCACAGCAAUGUCUGACUUAAUAGGAAAAGGUAGAGACUUUAUUCCAUCUGAACUACCAACUUAUGGUGCUGUUCUUCGAAAAGCUAUCCUCAUUAAAGAGUUGUCAGAAAAAAAAGUAUAUCCAUUAGAUGAUUUGGUUAGGGAAACAAGGUUAGAAGUUGUUAAACAAUGGAAAAAAGCAAACUCUGACUUUUCACAUCCAGUUAUUUUUACAGAUAAGUCCAUUGACAGAAAGAUCAAAAAAAUUUACAAUGAUGUUCAGGAUAUUUGCAGAAAAAGAUUAACUAAAAAAGUAGAAAUUGACAAAAUAAUGAAGUCUUUGUCACGACUCUUUGAUAUAACUAACUGCAAAUGUGCAAUUUUAUUCUGUAGUGAAUCAAGUUGUCUGGGAUGUGAAAAAAAAGUUCAUAUUGACUGUAAAUGUGAAAAGUCAAUGAGGAUUCCUAUAAUAGAAUUAGAAUUUAUUCACUCACAGAGAAGUAAAGAAGGAGAGCAGUCUCAAAUUAUGAUAGGAUCAAAAGACUACAUAGAGACUAAAAGGAAGCGAAAGGCAUUUGAGCAAUGUAGUAAGAAGGAACAGAGUUUAAAAAAGUUUAAAAAAAAGAUGAUAAAUAGUAGCCAUUCAAAAAGAACCUAUGCUGAGGUUUCAGAAAAAAGUAAUGAUGAAGAAGAGUGCUCUAAAAAUGAGUUUAAAUGUUCAAGUUACGCUGAACAUAUUGAUUUAUUAAACAAAAGUGAUGAUUUCAAACUAAAGCGAAAUUAUAUGAAGAUUCAAAAUACUGCUAUUGCUGCAAUAAGAUAUGAAGUUUCAAACACUGCUGCAGCUGCAAUAGCUUCAGGAUUUUUAAAAGAUUUGGUAGAAGCUAAAGUUGUUCCAGAAUCAGCUCUUUUUUUAUUACUGGACAAAAACAAAGUGCAUAGAGCCUAAGAUAAAGUUAUGUCAGAAUGUCAGGUUUUUGCAGAGAAUAGAUUAGAUUCUGAGAAUGUUUCUUGCAUUCUCUUUGAUGGAAGAAGUGACAAAACCAAUUUAAUGACAUUUAAUGAAGAAACCAAAAAGUUUUAUCCUUUAAUUAAAAAAGGAAGAUCACUAUACUUUGACUGAUGAAUAUGGUAGAUAUCUUCAUCAUUUUACGAAAGGAGAAAUGUGUGAAAAAUCAAAAAUUAAGCCUGCUGAACAUAUAGCAAAUCAAAUAUUUCAAUGGUCUAUUUUGCAUUGUGUUGAACAUAGCUUAAAGUUCAUUGGUUGUGAUAGCACAGCUACAAAUACAGGCCAUAAUGGCGGUGUUAUUCAUUGUUUAGAAAUUAAAUUAGAAUGAAAAUUAGGGUGGCUAAUAUGCUCUCUUCACACAAACAAACUUUGUUUUUGGCAUUCAGUAGAAGAGCUUGAUGGGAAGACAACCUCAAAGACAGGGUUUACUGGACCAAUUGGUAAGUUGCUUUUCAAGGUUACUGAAAUGGAAAGAAAUUACAGUUUCAAGCCAAUAUUUUUAGGUCCUGGUUUAAUUGAACUUGAUGAGGAAAUAAUAAAGGAGUUGUCUUCAGAUCAGAAAUAUGCUUAUAAAAUAUGCCAGACAGUAAUUUCAGGAACUUUUACUGAAGAUUUGGCAAACCAAAAACCAGGCACUAUAGUUCAUUCAAGGUGGCUCAAUACAGGGUCUUCCUUACUUUUAUUGUGGAUAAGCAAGCAUGGGUUAGAGGGAGAUGUCCUAAGAAACUUAGAAUUAAUUGUUAAGUUUCUUGUAUCAGUAUACUUCCUUAUGUGGUUCCAAAUCAAAGUGAAACAUACCUGGAUAGAAGGGCCACGGCACAUCUUGAACCAACUUAACCUUAUCAAACUUCAAGAUAAAAAUGUACAAAAAGUUAUUGAAAAAUAUGUGAGAUCAUCAACAUGGAAUUCUCAUUCUAAAAUCUUAUUGCAGACAUUACUUUGCAGCCAAAAUAAAAUUGAAAGGGAAUUUGCUGUGAACAAAAUUUUAGAAAUUAGAAAAUAUGAGGAAACAGGAACUCUAGCUCCUAGAACAUAUUAGCUUCCUCAUUUAAACCUGUGUGCAACCAAAUUGAUUGAGUUAAUAACAUGGGAAGAGGCCUAUGAACCUAUCUUAACCUGUCAAAUGAACAUAAAUGAGCUAAAAAAAAUCCUGGAUUGUCCUAUGGUAGUUCCAUAUUUCCCUGUUCACACACAAGGAGUUGAGAGGGCAGUAAGAAGGACCUCAUUAAAUUUUAGCAUUCUUUUUCAGUACCUCUAGUAGAGUUAUAAAGAUUGAAAAAUGUGUUUAAUUUUUGCUUUUCAACUUGUAUAACCCUCAUAUAUUAAGUAAGCAUUUAUAAAACCACUUACACUUACGUAAGGGGUUGGGGGGGGUAAGGUUGUUGAAGGAAGGAGCGGUUGAGAACCACUCUAAAUAUUUUAAAACUGUUUUAUAUUUACUGACAUUAUUGAAAUAAGUUUUAAAAGUUUUUUUACCAUCGAUAUAGGAUAAUCUUAGACAUAAUUUGAUUUUGGUCCCCCUCCCCAUUUGAGUUAAUUUUUUAAAACUUAAGGUCAAUUUUUGCAAAUGUUGCCUUUACUCUAAUAAAUUUAUUUAUGUCUUUCUUUAAUGUAUAUAUUUAAUAGCAAAAUAAUCAUAAGGGCCGAGUUUUUUAAACAAAUUUGAAAAGUACGGGAUGCCCUAAUGCACAUAUCAAAUUUCAACGAAAAAAAAAGGGAGCAGAUAGGUUUCAAAGGGUUCUACUACGCAUACUGCAUUUUUUUGGUAGACUUAGUAAAACGUACUUUUGUGGUAUUUCUUUUUAGAAAAAUAUGCAAAUAAAGGUUUCUUUUUGAAAGAAAAAAGGUUUAGCGUGACUUCUAUAUAACUUUUAUGUAUGUUUACUAAACUUCUUUAUGUGUUAUUUUGCUUCAAAUUUUGCAUGAAAAUUUAAACGAUGUUUUCACUUGAAUUUGUAGUAGAAGGAAUGUUGAUCCCAAUCUAUUUAUUAUUUAAAAAAUUUUCUACAUGCAUUUUUUAUGUAAAUGCCAGAAAGUUUUUUUUUUUAAAUAAAAGUAUAAGUAAUAAUUAUUUUUAAAACUAAAUUAUGUUGAUAAAUUUAAAAAUCUUUUUUAAAUUCUUAACGUUUAAGACUAAAACUUCAAUAAAACAGUUGCUUUUGAAUUAAUUGUUAACUCAAUUGAGUUACAAUUGAGAAUACUUUGAUCAAAGUAUCAGUGGACAACUUUAUAAAAACACCAUAAAUAAAUAAGUGUAAAGGUCACAUACUUUAUGUGAUGUUACACUUAUUUAUCUUUACACUUAUUUACUUUAUUAAUAAAAGCCUUGUUAGUGUUUUUAAAAUAUAUUAACAUUAUCUUAUUAUCAUUUUAAAAUAAAACCAUUUAAAUAUUGAUCACAAUAGCCUGUUUAAUAGGCUAUGGUAAAUAAUGAUUAAAAUAUAAAGUAGUAUACAAUUUAUAUAUUCCAUUAUCUCAACAUGUUAAUUAUGAAAUACAAAAAUAAAGUAGUAUACAAUAAAUUAAUGUUAAUAGUCAA